UCUCCGACAAGUGAGGUUGCUGGAGAGAAAGCAAGGUGAAGCUCGGCCUGAUGGAGGAUCCACCCACCAUCACCACCGCCACCAAGAGAUCAGAGCAACAAACAUCGGUGACAUCUCGUGUGAAGAGAGAUUGCAUAUCUUUCUUUGUUUCGUUGCAGGAGGGUUUCCGCUAUUUCAAAGCCCUGCUUGUGGGUCAGGGGAAGAAGAUGACAGCAAGAAACGAGAAGGAAGCAACUCAAGCUGAUCUCCUCACCGAAAAGAUGCAGGUUGAAGCUGCUGAUGCUGCCGAGGAUACCAAGAAGAAUCUACAUAAAUCUAUGUAAUGCAAUCCACUAUGUAAAUCAAGAACAAUAGCUUUGCUUCUCUCCCUUCUUUUGGAACAAUAAAACCUGUUAGUGUUUUUUAAGCA
Vitis riparia (riverbank grape) is the source of this 409-nucleotide messenger RNA. RefSeq lists its product as uncharacterized. The record is from RefSeq and is a predicted model, not a curated record. Lineage: Eukaryota; Viridiplantae; Streptophyta; Magnoliopsida; Vitales; Vitaceae. The transcript has 2 exons. Bases 51 to 323 code for a protein of 90 amino acids.